CCUCUUGCCCAGGUAGACGGGACGCACAGCGGAAAGACCUGGACUCACCUUGGAUCAUCCAUCAUGGCAAUGAACGGCACAGCAGACGUAUUGAGUUCUGCUUAUCUUGCAGUGGAGUAUGUAGACGCUGCUCUGCCGGAGAACCCCUUCCAGCCCUCCCUGAAACAUGCCUGGAACUACAUGCUGGACAACUACACCAAGUUCCAGAUUGCCACCUGGGGGUCCCUCAUUGUCCAUGAAUUCAUCUACUUCCUGUUCUGCCUGCCUGGUUUCCUCUUCCAGUUCAUGCCCUUCAUGCAGAAAUACAAGAUCCAAUCGGACAAGCCAGAGACCUGGGAGAAACAAUGGAGAUGCUUCAAGAUGUUGCUUUUUAACCAUUUCUGCAUCCAGUUACCUUUGAUCUGUGGCACAUACUACUUUACGGAAUUCUUUAGCAUCCCAUAUGACUGGGACUCCAUGCCACGCUGGCCAUGCCUCCUGGCUCAGUGCUUUGGCUGUGCUGUAAUUGAGGACACCUGGCAUUACUUCCUCCAUCGCCUGCUGCAUCACAGGCGCAUCUACAAAUAUAUCCACAAAGUCCACCACGAGUUCACUGCUCCAUUUGGCAUGCAGGCAGAAUACGCUCACCCUCUUGAGACCCUCAUCCUGGGCGCUGGUUUCUUCAUCGGCAUCAUGACCUUUUGUAACCACGUGUUCUUCCUCUGGGCCUGGGUGGCCUUCCGUCUGCUGGAGACCAUUGAUGUCCACAGCGGUUAUGACAUCCCUCUGAAUCCACUUCACUUAAUCCCGUUCUACGCUGGUGCCCGUUUCCACGACUUCCAUCACAUGAACUUUGUUGGGAACUAUGCGUCCACCUUCACCUGGUGGGAUAAGCUGCUGAACACUGACAAUCAGUACAACAAAUACGCGCAGAAACAAGAAGACAAGAAGGAGCAGUAAUCUACCUGAUUCCCCAGCUGAGGACACACGUAUCUGAUGUUUUAACAAUAACGAGGAGGAUAGAAAGAGCACAGCUUUUCUUUUCUGUUCCCUUAAUGAAACACACUCAAAGCAGAAGUGUGUCACAGGCGAACCAACACACAGGUUUUGAUUCGGAGUCAAAAAGCAGGUUGACUUUUUUCUGCUUUCAGUGCCUUAAUGAAAAAGAAGUAUGUUGUAUGCAUUUGCAGCUGCUGGCUGAAUAAAAACCAUCAACAUCUGAAUGUUUGAUUUGCUUCUCAUGACAUGAAAAAAGUGUAACAUAUUCCUUUGUUGUGAAAUGCUCCUGUUUACCUCUAAAUGUUUCAGCACUUUAGCACUUCCUCUUACGUUGAUGUGAGUCUAAAUAUCUUUACUUCCUGCAGCUGAAGCUGCCGUUCAGUAGAAAUGACCUAAACUUGUGAUGACCUCUGAAAUAAGGUGCACACUGGGGAUGAACUGGGAAUGAGAUUUUGGUUCUUAUGGGGUAUAAAACUAUAUUUUCAUAGUUAAUAAUCCAAUGCUUUUUUUCAAAAACUAAAGGAAAACUGCUCUGUUUCUUCUGUGUUUAUCAUAGUCGAAUAAAAUAUAUGAAACUAUAACCAAAACUUAAUCUGGACAUAAAUUUUAUGUGACGGAAGUCUGUAAAACUGGACAGUGAUGUGUGCAACAGAAUAAAAGGUAUUCUCU
This is a messenger RNA of Menidia menidia (Atlantic silverside), 1647 nucleotides long. Lineage: Eukaryota; Metazoa; Chordata; Actinopteri; Atheriniformes; Atherinopsidae. The record is from the annotation of a GenBank genome assembly.